AUGCCUGAUAUUGAUUUUAGCAAACCAGUUGGAAAAUUCAAAUCCACUUGUUUUUAUGAUGCCAUACUUCAUGAACCCCUUUUCCAAUCAGUUCUGUUCCAAUUCAUAGCAAUAGCCAUAUAUUCAUUGAUUUACAAGAUAUAUUUUAAGUAUGUAUUAAAUAUGUUAUUUAAAGACCUAGAAAGAUGCGUAUUUUACAUAACAUUCUCAUUGUUGCAUUAUCUAAUCACGGUAAUAUUGGCUAGGGGUAAGAUAAAUAAUAACAAUUUAUGUGAUGUACGAAACAAAGUAGCUGUCGUCACUGGUGGAUGUAAGGGAAUUGGAUUGAAUAUUUCAAUUAACUUGUUGAAAUUUGGCUGUACAGUGAUAAUGAUUAGUAGGGAUAAAUCCACGGCAGAAGCAAUUAUUAAGUUAAUCACUGAUUCAUUUUGGACAAACACCAAGCUGAUUCACUUUGUGCAAAUUGAUCUUGAUAAUUUCCAAUCCAUAAAGAAUUGUGUAGAUGUUAUAUCCAAAAAAUUUAAACAAGUUGAUUUCAUAAUAAAUAACUCAGGAAUUUCCGUCAAUAAUUCGAAAGAUGAUGACAAAAAUUCACUUUUAAAACAUUUCAAUGGGAACAAAGUAUACUCAACAAAUGUAAUGGGUCACUAUAUCUUGACAGAAAUGUUGUUACCUAUACUGAAGAAUAACGGUCGCGUUAUUAAUAUGUCCAGCUUCGCCCACUUUUAUUACAAACCUGAAUCAAAUGUAUCCAGUGUAGAUUACAUUUAUGGGGAGAGUAAACUGGCAAAUAUACACCAUGCUACAGUACUUCAGAGAAAAUUUGACUAUAUGAAUAAUGGCUGUAUGGCAUUUUCAUGCGCCCCUGGAAUAUCCAUGACCAAUCUAUUUUACGAACUAAACCUUGUAAAAAACCCCCAAAUUGCUAACUUGAUAAAUUUUAUUGUCAAAAUAUUUGGUAAAACACAAAAUGAAGCGGCCCAAAUAGUACUAUUUUUAUGUAUGACUCCAAGGGAUCAGUUAACAGGGGGCUCCUACUACAGCAACAUGAAAAUUGGUAUAACUUCUAAGUUUGCAAGUGAUAUCAAACUUCAAAAGCAAUUUUAUGAAGAAACGCAUGCUUUAUAUCAAAAAUUAAUAUCUGCCGAAGCUGAUAUGUAG
Molecule: messenger RNA, 1161 nt
Organism: Babesia microti strain RI
Lineage: Eukaryota; Apicomplexa; Aconoidasida; Piroplasmida; Babesiidae
Product: Short-chain dehydrogenase TIC 32 chloroplastic
Exons: 4
Coding region: 1-1161 (386 amino acids)
Source: RefSeq, a predicted model, not a curated record